AUGGAGGGCUUCGAUGACCUCCUCUCGCCGGGCGCAGGUCUGCAUCGAUCUAGCGCAUCCAACGAUCCCGCAAUGAGCUCGGCGUCGUUCUUUGGCGCACCGCAAGAUCACGACGAGGAUGGCAUGGACAAUCCGUUUGCAGACCUGCCUGCUGGGCGCUCGCUCUACCUUGGCUCUCCCGCUGCGCCUCAAUCUCCUUCUCGGAGCACUGAGGAAGCGGCAGCUGCACUUGGCUACAGCACAGCAGCCUCAGACGAGCAGUUGAACGACUUGCAUGGCUCACAGGUAGACAGCUCAACGGGCCCAGAGCUACUUGGCAGCGUCCCAGCUGCCCAUGAGCACGCUCAGGAUCCAUAUUCGGAUGAGAUUCCGGGCACGCCGGACUCGCCUGAGCUCACACUGAGUACGCCUGCGCCUGUAGAACGCCCGGAGACGCUGUUCGGUGCGUCAGACGACUUGCUCGAAGGUCUGCUGGCCCGCCAGCGGGCUAUGCCUCCGCCUCCUGCAUUCAAGCCAAGUCGUACUGCGGCUGUUCGUCAGUCACAGACAAACGCGGAAAUUACAUCAAAUGUCUCGAGGCAUGACUCGCUUGCAUCCAUCGCGCCCAUAGACGGCCGGCCUGCUUCCUUGCAAGGCGACAGAGUCAUUGUCUCUCCCAUCAGUGGAGAGUCAGCUCAGCGGGCGUUCAGCAACCUUUCCCUUGAAGCAGACAUGCGCUCAGCGAAUCCGACACUGGACGCGACACCAGAUCCCGAUCUGGGCUGGCGCGCUGACAGAGGAGACUCUCAGAACACCGAGGAUGUCACCAGAUCGGAUUCUGCCUCUGUCAAGACAGUCGCCUUGGAUUCUGAGCGCCAGAGCCUUGCAGGCGUCGAACCGUCUGUGCAGCCCGGGGUCGGCAAUUCCUCUAUCAGCGCGCAGACGACACCUGCGUCGUCAAAGCCGAAAUUCCAGAUUACAGUCGGCGAUCCUACCAAGAUCGGCUCAGACUUUGUCGGUAGCGCGCAUAUCGUAUAUACUAUCCGCACAAGAACAACGUCUACCGCCUAUCGGAAGCAGGACUUCUCUGUCCUGCGACGAUUCAGGGAUUUCGUCUGGCUAUACGAGGCGCUCGCGGCGAACAAUCCAGGCGUCAUCAUCCCGCCAAUUCCCGAGAAGAAAGUGACCGGGCGAUUCUCCGAUGGUUUCGUCGAAGGUAGACGGCAAGCCCUACAGACUUGCCUCCAGACCACCGUCGAUCACGCGCUUCUGCAUUCCGAUCCCGACCUCAAGACUUUCCUCGAAUCAGACUCAUUCAAUGCAGACAUCAAGCAUCGAAGAGCUGACCAUCCGUCCGAAUCUAGCGGCUUUUUUGCCAAUCUCGGCAGCUCAAUCUCAGGUCCAAAAUUCCAAGAAUUUGACGAUUUCUUCGACAGUAGACGCACCUAUCUAGACAUGUUCGAACCUCAACUCAAGGCGCUACACCACUCCAUCUCGGUCGCAUCUCGAGCUCGGCAGGCUUUAUCCGCGUCGACUAACGAGCUCAGCCUGGCGCUCGUCGCUACUGCAGCUUGCGAUCUCUCUCGACCAGUGCGGGACGCGUUGUCCGGAUUGGCAGCGCUCCUCAAGAAGAUCAGAGACAUUGCGGAGGCCCAGAGUAAGUCAGAGGAGGUUGGCUUAAUAGCUACGAUUGACACCUACAGCCGACUGGUCGGCUCUGUCAGGCUCGCUCUGCAAGCGCGCGUGAAGCUCCACCAAGCGUGGCAGCGCCAUCUGAACCACGCAGCGAUGCUUCUGCAAAGUUAUGAAAAGGCCAAGCGUCAGGGCAGGCUACACGAAGAUGUACUCGAAUCAGACCUCGCCGAAUGCCUCGAGGCCGAGCGCAAAGCUGAUACCGCCAAGCGGGAUUUUGAGGACGUGUCGAAGCUCACGCGCGCAGAAAUGCUCAGAUUCGAUACGGAGAAGGUCGAUAAUUUUCGGCUCGAUCUGACGGCAUACGUCCGGGGGCUUGCUGCGCGUCAGCGGACUGUCGUCGAGCUGUGGUCAAAGUACACGGAAAUCAUAAGUGAAGCUGUCAAUUCGAACAUAGUGUCUUUACCGGCCAACAGUGCCGAUGUCAGUGUUGUACUAUGA
Messenger RNA from Mixia osmundae IAM 14324, 2112 nucleotides. RefSeq lists its product as uncharacterized. Gene Ontology annotation, biological process: protein retention in Golgi apparatus; retrograde transport, endosome to Golgi. Lineage: Eukaryota; Fungi; Basidiomycota; Mixiomycetes; Mixiales; Mixiaceae. The coding region runs from base 1 to 2112 and encodes 703 amino acids. Gene Ontology annotation, cellular component: endosome. The transcript is spliced from 6 exons. Gene Ontology annotation, molecular function: phosphatidylinositol binding. The record is from RefSeq and is a predicted model, not a curated record.